AUGCUGACAUACGACGAAGGCAAGUUCGAUAACGCUCAUCUGAAAAGCUACAAUGACACCCUCUUCUGCUGCGAAUCCGACUCGAACCUCUUGUCAGCCGAAGCUUGCCUCAAUAGUUCAUUCCACCUGUCUCCGACUACCGGCACCGUCGCUGCACAGCUACGAUCCGGCAUAGGCGCGAUCACCGUGGGGGCAUCUGCAGCCACGUCGAACUCACCGAGCAGUAGCUCAGCAUCAUCAUCGAACAGUACUUCAGCAUCGUCAUCAUCGAACAGUACCUCAGCAUCGUCGUCAUCGAACGUCACUCCAGGCGCCAUCGCAGGGUUGGCGGUUGAAGGAGUUCUUCUAGCUCUGACCCUGGCUGCGCUCGGUUUCUUCAUGUGGCGUAACAGGUCGCUAGGCAAGAGAGUCAAGGAGGCAGAAGCAGCCGCUGUGGCAGCAAGAGAAGAGUCGUACCAAGCUCAGCAACAGUACCAGCAGCACCACCUAUAUCAACGACCGCGGUGGCAAGGUGAUACUCAACAUGUAGGCACAGUGCCUGAGAUGGCCACCUACGGGUAUGGCAGUCCAGUUGACAGCUACCACACCAAGGCGAGCGAGCUACCAUCAACGACUGUUGGCCCAGAGCUCGAUGGCACAGAGAAGUGA
Molecule: messenger RNA, 648 nt
Organism: Anthostomella pinea
Lineage: Eukaryota; Fungi; Ascomycota; Sordariomycetes; Xylariales; Xylariaceae
Source: the annotation of a GenBank genome assembly